AAUUUUAUUAAUAAUGUUUAUAAUUAUUAUAAUGUACCUUAAAUCGUUGUGCAAAUCAGUAUACAUAUAUACGUGUAAACAUGGCAAGUUUUGAAGAAGGAGGUGUAAGUGACAAAGAAAAUCCUCAGGAUUUUCAAGAAGAAGUUGAAAAUAAUGCUCGUAUUGACGAAGAACAAAAGGAGAAAUUAGUAAAAUUGCCGUUAGGUAGGAUAAAAACAAUUAUAAAGUUGGAUCCUGAAGUGACUAUGGUUAACCAAGAAGCUGUUUUCUUAGUUACGAAAUCUACGGAACUUUUUAUCGAUUCUCUUGUUAAAGAAUCAUAUAAAUAUACAGCACAAGUGAAAAAAAAGACAAUACAAAAGAGAGAUGUAGAAAGUGCAAUUAAUAAUGUUGAUGCUCUUGUAUUUUUAGAAGGAAUGUUAGAUUAAGAUUUAAUAAAUAUAUAUAAGUAUAUAAUGACAUUAUUUUUGUACGUUGUUAAUAAAAUUUCA
This is a messenger RNA of Frieseomelitta varia, 491 nucleotides long. RefSeq names its product DNA polymerase epsilon subunit 4 (gene PolE4). Bases 81 to 428 code for a protein of 115 amino acids. Gene Ontology annotation, cellular component: epsilon DNA polymerase complex; nucleus. NCBI's taxonomy places the organism in Eukaryota, Metazoa, Arthropoda, Insecta, Hymenoptera, Apidae. The record is from RefSeq and is a predicted model, not a curated record. Gene Ontology annotation, molecular function: protein heterodimerization activity. The transcript has 2 exons.